AUGGCAGAUUACUUUCUCAAUGAAGGUUAUUUGUUCAAAGGCAACCAGCUGUGUAUUCCAGUUUCUUCUUUAAGGGAGAAGCUCAUUCGGGACUUGCAUGGUGGAGGGUUGAGUGGCCACCUAGGCCGUGACAAAACAAUUGCAUUGAUGGAGGAGAGAUUUUACUGGCCACAGCUCAAACGUGAUGUUGGAACUAUUGUGCGCAAGUGCUACAUUUGUCAAACUUCGAAGGGGCAGGAUCUUGCUAUGGAUUUUGUCCUCGGAUUGCCCCGAACACAAAGGGGAGUGGACUCUACUGUCGAUGCAUCAAAUAUAGCCAAACUAUUUUUCAGGGAGGUUGUUCGCUUGCAUGGGGUUCCUACAUCCAUUACAUCUGAUCGUGACACCAAGUUCUUGAGUCAUUUUUGGAUCACUUUGUGGAGACUGUUUGGGACUACUUUGAAUCGUAGCAGCACUGCCCAUCCCCAAACUGAUGGCCAGACUGAGGUUACAAACCGGACAUUGGGCAAUAUGGUGCGAAGCGUCUGUGGAGAGAAGCCGAAACAAUGGGAUUAUGCAUUACCGCAGGUGGAGUUUGCAUACAACAGUGCAGUCCAUAGCGCUACUGGGAAGUCUCCAUUUUCCAUUGUUUAUACUGCUAUACCUAACCAUGUUGUAGAUUUGGUGAAACUGCCUAGAGGCCAGAAAACCAGUAUGGCAGCGAAAAAUUUGGCUGAGGAAGUGGUAGCCGUUCGAGAUGAGGUCAAGCAGAAACUUGAGCAAACAAAUGCUAAGUACAAAGCUGCUGCGGAUAGGCAUCGACGUGUUAAAGUGUUUCAAGAAGGCGAUUCUGUGAUGAUAUUUCUGAGGAAGGAGAGGUUUCCAGUUGGCACUUACAGCAAGCUUAAACCGAAGAAAUAUGGUCCUUACAAAGUGCUCAAACGGAUCAAUGAUAAUGCCUAUGUUAUUGAGUUACCGGAUUCCAUGGGAAUUUCCAAUAUUUUUAAUGUUGCAGAUUUAUAUGAGUUCCGUAAAGAUGAGGUUCUUUAUCCAGAUCAUAACUCGGGGUCGAGUUCUUCGGAGGUGGAGAGGACUGAUGUAGAACAGAUGGCAGAUUUUAUCGCGGUUGAGCAAGAAAAGGGACGUGGUGGGAAUUUGCAGAAUUGUCGUCCGAGCUCCGAUUAG
Messenger RNA from Prunus armeniaca (apricot), 1164 nucleotides. NCBI's taxonomy places the organism in Eukaryota, Viridiplantae, Streptophyta, Magnoliopsida, Rosales, Rosaceae. The record is from the annotation of a GenBank genome assembly.